Molecule: messenger RNA, 933 nt
Organism: Maniola jurtina (meadow brown)
Lineage: Eukaryota; Metazoa; Arthropoda; Insecta; Lepidoptera; Nymphalidae
Product: ATP synthase subunit s, mitochondrial
Exons: 4
Coding region: 230-832 (200 amino acids)
Source: RefSeq, a predicted model, not a curated record
AUUAAAUUAUUAAUAUAUUAUUUUAGAACGUAGUGAUUAUAUUCUCUUUGAUAUUAAUAGUAAUUCCUUGAUUAUAUUUCGUACUUUAUAUCUCUUCCAACAAUAGGUAAUAUGUUAGACACUCAGGUGUUGACGUAAAAAAACAUCUAUUCAUAGCAAUAGUAUCCCACCAAGCUGUUAAUAUCUUGUUGCUAAUCAUAUCUAUGUUGCUAAUAGCAAAAUUCCAAUAAUGUUUUGCUUGCAACGAAAAGUAUUUUUCAAUGUCCAGAAUUUGUCAUUACCUAAGACUCAACCAGUUAGGUUUUUUUGGGAGUAUGUAAAUAUGAUGUUUAAUAAGCCAGAUCCAGAACGUAUUAAAUCGCUAGGCCCUGAUCGAGCUUGUGCUGAAUGGGUGCUUCGUAAUGGUGGAAAAGUUGUAUGGGCAAAUGGAAAAAAACUUGAAGAUUAUAAUUCACUUCCACCAGAAUCACAGCCUGUGCCAAAAAUAGUUGAGAUUGAUGGGACUGAUUCAUCAAUAUCACACUAUGGAUUUUCUCAUUUAAGUGGCUGCACUAAGUUGGAAAGAAUAAUUCUCCAUAAUAACAAAUACAUUGAUGACAGAGCAAUGAAGGGACUUUCAUAUGGACUUGCUACAUUAUCACAUGUCCAAGUUUCAGAAUGUGUAAAUGUCAGAGAUCAAGGGCUUAAGGAAAUUAAGGUGUUAAAAAAUCUACAGACGUUAAUUCUCUUCAGUUUGUCAAGUGUAUCAGAUCUAGAUGGAUGCAAGCAAUAUCUACAAUCACAACUGCCAAAAUGCAAAAUACUCGGGAAAGAAGAUAAAAUAAUAAACUGAAAUAUUCAAGGUGUGUCCUUAAAUUGAAUUGUAUAUAAAAUCAACAAACCAAAGUUUAUAAUAUUUAUAUACCAUGUAAUAAAAUUAUUUUGGCAACAUAA